Molecule: messenger RNA, 741 nt
Organism: Liolophura sinensis
Lineage: Eukaryota; Metazoa; Mollusca; Polyplacophora; Chitonida; Chitonidae
Product: EF-hand calcium-binding domain-containing protein 1-like
Exons: 5
Coding region: 90-590 (166 amino acids)
Molecular function (GO): calcium ion binding
Source: RefSeq, a predicted model, not a curated record
CAACAUCAGUAGCGUCAGACAGUUAACUGAGGGUAAUACGAUACGACCACGACUUUGCCGUAUUCCAGAGAAUCUAUUCCAUUUCAAUCAUGAACUGCAAACUGGUGGCCCUGCUCGCCGUGUUCUGUGCCGUCCUGUUGACGGACACUGACGCCCUCAGACUCCGUAUUCGGGGCAGACGUAUUUGGAGGAGGAUCAAGAAGCCUGUGUGUCGGGCAGCCUGCACCUACACGUGUACGGCGGUGACGUCAGGCUCGGCGGCCCCCGUCUGUGGUGUAGGGUGUCGGGAAGCCUGCAACAGGAGGAAGAGAUCCCAAACUGAGCUUUUUCACGAGACCAAAGGCCAAGUCGUCAUUCCCUUACCACGAGACUUCCACCUGUACGACACAAACAAAGAUGGUGUCAUCGAGGUGUCGGAACUGGCAGAGCUGUUGUCGCUGGAACCAUCUCGGGAUGACGUCAUCAAGGCUUUCUCUCUUGCCGAUUUUGACGAUAAUAAACAACUUAGUGAAGUUGAAUUUUUGGAAGCACCAUGGCUCUUUGAACAAGAUGUUGACAUUGAGAACAAAGAGCUGACGGAAGACUAUUAGAUUUGGUUCGACACGAGCGAAAGUGUGCAUUCCACAUAACGAGUUCCCUGAUCGUCGCACAGCCUACCCAAAAGAUGAACGGAGAGGGGGACAAUACAGAUUACACAUAACUAGUCCAGUUUCGUUGAGAGCAGCGAAAAUCUUUUAUAUA